Molecule: messenger RNA, 3205 nt
Organism: Thalassophryne amazonica
Lineage: Eukaryota; Metazoa; Chordata; Actinopteri; Batrachoidiformes; Batrachoididae
Product: soluble guanylate cyclase 88E-like
Exons: 18
Coding region: 275-2575 (766 amino acids)
Biological process (GO): nitric oxide-cGMP-mediated signaling; cGMP biosynthetic process; response to oxygen levels
Cellular component (GO): guanylate cyclase complex, soluble
Molecular function (GO): oxygen sensor activity; guanylate cyclase activity; heme binding
Source: RefSeq, a predicted model, not a curated record
ACUAGAUAAAACAUUAUUCGGCUGGCUCCUGCAAGGAAGUUCUUAAACUCUGCAGGAAGGAUUUGCAGCAGGAGAAGGCGAAAGCAGCAUUAUGCAAUGUGCAGCUUUUUAUAGCUUCUCUCUAAAAGCUAAAUGCAUUAAAAUUCAGCUAGUAGCACAGAAGCAGUCAUCGUUCUUCUAAAGGUUUCUCAUCUGCUUGCAGGCGCCAUUGAGAGGACUGUUAGAGGUCCUCAGCUGGGGAGUUGUCUUGACAGUUUGAGUCUGAGGAGACAUUAUGUACGGGCUGCUGUGUGAGAGUCUUCACGACUUCAUCAAGGAGUCGUACGGAGACGACGUGUGGAAGCUGGUCAGAGAGAGGGCAGAUGUCAGGCUGCACUCUUUUGUCACCCACCAGGUGUACAGCGAGAGUGUGAUUCCCCGCAUUGCAAAGGCAGCCAGCGGCGUGACAGGCACACCCUACAGUGAGCUGAUGAACUCCUGGGGGGUGUACUUUCUGGGAUUUGUUGGGAAGUACGGCUAUGACAGGAUUCUUAAGGUGUUGGGUCGUCAUGUACGUGACUUUGUCAAUGGACUUGACAACCUUCACGAGUACCUGCGAUUCAGCUACCCCAAGGUACAACCCCCAACCUUCUUCUGCCAGGAGGAGUCUGCCACUGGAGUCACCCUCCACUACAGGAGUAAGCGCAAAGGCUACUUGCACUACGCAAUGGGUCAGCUGAGGCAGAUGGGGAAGCAGUUCUAUGACACAGAUAUCCAUGUGGAGGUGCUGUCUGAGCAGAUGGUAGGAGACUACUCCCAUGUCACCAUGAGGCUGAACUUUGACAACUCAGCCUACCGUUACAUCAUGAAGGAAGAUGAGGAAGAGCAGGAGAUUCUUCCCAUUACUUCAGACUUUUUCUUUGAGGUCUUCCCCUUUAACAUUGUCUUCAGAAAGGACAUGGUAGUGCAUAACGUGGGCUCUGGCUUGGCGACCGUCUUCCCUGAUCUGGAUGGGAAAAAGAUCAAUGACGCCUUCCUGUUGGCUCGCCCACUAGUGGAAUUCACCUGGAACAUGAUCAUCUCUCACCCCAAUAACCUGUUUGAGAUCAUGUCCAAGGAGCCGGUGAAGAGAGAGAGGAACCUCCACAACCGGGUCCAGAAUUCUGACUAUGAAAAUGCAAAUCGCUCCGCUGACGUUGAUGUUGAACUCAUGGCAUUCCAGUCCAUCAUUGGAGAUGAUUACAAAGACGGGAACAGUGCAAAUGCUAUGGAGAGCUGGGGCGAUGGGAGUCGCUGCCUGAAACUAAAAGGACAGAUGAGAUACAUGGCAGAGUGGGAGUCCAUUAUCUUCCUGGGAACCCCUGUGAUGGAGAGUCUGAGCGCUAUGUUUAAGACAGGCCUGUACAUUAAUGACCUGAGCAUGCACGACUCCAGCAGAGACCUGGUGCUGGCAGGCACGCAGCAGUCUGAGGAGCUGAAGAGGGCGCUCAUACAGGAGCAGAAGAAGUCUAGCAAGCUGGAGGAGAGCAUGAAGAUGUUGGACUAUGAGAUGAAGAAGACUGAUGACCUUUUGUACAGGAUGAUUCCAAAGCCAGUUGCAAAAAGGCUGCGUAAAGGAGAACCUUCUGUCAAUACCUGUGAGGUGUUCCCAGAUGUGACCAUUCUUUUCAGUGAUGUUGUGGGAUUCACGCGCAUCUGCAGCCACAUAACUCCACUGCAAGUGGUUUCCAUGCUCAACACCAUGUACACUCUGUUUGACACACUCAGUGAAAAGCAUCGAGUCUUCAAGGUGGAAACCAUUGGAGACGCCUAUAUGGUGGUGGCCGGGGCACCAGAGAAGACCAAGUUCCAUGCCCAUAACAUCUGUGACAUGGCUUUGGACAUGGUGCGCUCUAUUGAUCACCUGAAAGACCCCUCCAAUGGCAAUAACAUACAGAUUCGCGUAGGUAUCCACUCUGGGAUGGUUGUUGCAGGCGUAGUCGGCCAUAAGAUGCCACGUUACGGUCUGCACGGUGACACGGUGCACACUGCAUCUGCCAUGGAGAGCAAUGGCAAGGAGAUGCACAUCCAGCUCAGCAGUGCCACCUACGAGCACCUGAAAGGAAGUCACUUCAUUUUUGAAAGGAGGGGUGUCAUCACUAUUAAGGGCAAUGUGGAAAUUGAGACGUACUGGCUGAAGGGCAAGAGGGACAAGGAUGGGAAUGCUCAGGCUGCGUGCCCACAGUUUGAGACCCAGACCAUCAGUAAGGCCACCAUCCCAGGACCUGAGGGCACAGGGGAGGAGACAGGACUGGUUUUCCCACUGGAGGCCAGGGAGAAUGAAGAUGAGUUGAAAUGUAUUCACUCCAAUCGUAUCAGAAUGGCAAUUUCUGGCCAUUUCCUGGAGGAGUCCGUGGAGGGGUCUCAGGCAGAGGAGUCUCGGGUGGAGAUGUCUGUUCAAAAGUCCCACUAUAAUGAUUCUCUGCAGGACGGAACUGAGGACUCUCACCUGGAAGUGGACUCACCUGUGUCUGACUGCCGAGACUCCAGGACAGAUUCCCGUCACAGCUCUUGUGACUCUCACAGUUCAAAGAGUAACAUGUGCUCCUUGUCCUGAUUCAUGUCAGGGUGGUGGUGCCCAUUUAGGUGCUCGCUGAUAGUCUGGUAAUUCUGCCUAGAAUUUCUAAACCCUUUGAAAUGCAAGCCAAUGAAUAUUCCUGACAUAAGUGUUUUUGCAGAGAGUGUUUCCUGUUGAGUCUUGAAAUUAGAGAUCACAUCUUGCUGCUUUUGCGCCUUCUAAGUGUGAUAUUCUUAAUAGAACAUCACGGUAGAAAACUUGACAUUUUCAUUGACCUUGUGUGAUAUUUCAUUGUGCACCUUAAAGGUGUACACCCAUUUGAUCUCACACUAAAUUUAUUUUAGGUUGAAUACACAAAUUACAGCUAUUUUUACUGCUAGGGGUUUGUUUUGGGGAGAAUCCAUGCCAAAUAUUGUUACUUUGCCCUGUGAGAUUUUUCAGUCAGUGUGAACAAGGAAGCCCACGUGAAAGCCAAGGCUUAAAGAUCACGCUGCAUUCCAUGGAAACUGGGAUUUCAGAUUUUCAGAUUUAUACCAAGAAAAAAAAUUCAUUCAAUAAAAUAAAAUUAUAAAAAUGUUUGUCUUCCCACACACUCAUUUUGGUAACACAAUUAAAACUGCUGUCAUUUUAACUGAUGCUGGUAUUGAUAACUGACACAGGAGACCCAUG